AUGUCUGCAAAAUGUGAGCUGAAUAAGACUAUUCAUCCACCCACCCUUUACCCUUGUGCCCCUUGUAAGGUGUGUGUGUGUAGAUUUUAUUUUGUUCUGUUUUUCAGCUGUGUGAAAGUGGAGGAGCAUCAAGCUGUCGACAUUGACUUGUACCAUUGUCCAAACUGUGCCAUAUUACAUGGAGCCUCCCUGAUGAAGAGACGGAACAACUGGCACCGACAUGACUACACCGAGACUGCAGAUCCUGUUAAAAAGAUACAGGCAGGAACGCCAGUUUUCAUCAGGGAGCUCCGAGCACGGCAUUUUUCAAGUGCCAGUGAAAUUCUCAUCAAGCUGCACGGUACCCAGCUGACACACAAAUACCUGGAAAAGCACGGGUUUGAAUUUCCCAUCAUGGUGUCUAAAAUAGAUGGACUUGGAAUUGUUCUCCCAUCAAGCACCUUUUCUGUCAGGGAUGUGCAAGAAUAUGUGGGUGGUGAGAAGGUGAUCGAUGUGAUCGAUGUGGCUCGGCAAGCUGAUUGUAAGAUGAAACUGCAGGAGUUUGUAGAAUAUUACACUGCUCUCCAUCGAACCAAAGUAUUAAAUGUCAUUAGCUUGGAAUUUUCUGAUACAAAGAUGUCGGAGCUGGUGAAAGUUCCUGAUAUUGUUCAGAAGCUGUCCUGGGUAGAGAAUUACUGGCCAGAGGAUUCCUUUUUUCCCAAACCGUGCGUUCAGAAGUACUGCUUGAUGGGAAUGGAGGACAGUUAUACUGACUUUCACAUUGACUUUGGGGGGACCUCUGUCUGGUAUCAUGUACUGUGGGGAGAAAAGCUGUUUUACUUGAUAAAGCCAACCAAUGCCAAUCUUGCACUAUAUGAAAAUUGGAGUGGUUCUGUUAACCAGAGUGAGACGUUCUUUGGUGACCAGGUGGACAAAUGUUACAAGUGUGUCCUACAGCAGGGACAAACACUCUUCAUUCCCACAGGCUGGAUUCAUGCUGUCCUCACCUCCAAGGACUGCAUGGCUUUCGGUGGAAACUUCCUGCACAACCUCAACAUUGGCACACAACUCAGGGUAUACGAGAUGGAGAAGCGACUAAAGACUCCAGAACUUUUCAAGUUUCCAUAUUUUGAGGCAAUUUGUUGGUAUGUGGCAAACAGCCUUCGGGAAACUCUAAAAGAAAUGCGGGAGGACAGUUGCCAACCGCAGGAAUACCUAAUAGAAGGAGUCAAGGCACUAAUCCCUGCACUUAAAUGCUGGAUUCAGAAAGAGGGUUUGAUUGAGCGCCCGAAUGAAAUUCCAGAUCAUAUCAGACCAGGGCAGCUGAUCAAAGAACUCAGUAAGGAAAUUCGCUUUGUGGAGGAGAUGAACACAGGAAAUAAACCCAUAAAGUCUCAGGGAAUCAUGGCCACGGUGCCAGCUGCACGGGUCACUCAGGACAAGAGUUCCUCCUUCACUGUAAGCCCAAGCAAGAGGAAAUGCAGGAGGCUAAGAGAUCCCUCAAACAGGAUACACUCUGACCUGGACAUUCUGGAGCUCCAUACACGAGCUGUUUUGAAGAAGAUGGAGAUGGCUCAGUGGGGUGAGGACGAUAUGUCUGGUUCCACGUUGAGAGUAAAGAUCAGCAAAUCCUCAUCACCGUCUUCAACAGGAAUUGAGAAAGGCCCCAGUGACAAUAACUUAGAAUUGGUGCUUUCAAAAGGAAGGAUUAUUAGUCAUAACAGGGACGAGUUGGAGUUCGAUCAAUGCAGUACAGACAGUGAAGCUGAAGUAGAGGAGCAGUCAGAUGACCGGUGCAAUAUGCUGCAUGAAGCAGAUAGCUCUGAUUGGGAGGACGAGAAACUAGAAUCUCAAAAUCCACCCAACAGUCUUUUUGAAAGUAUGAAAACUGAACUUGGAGAUGGAAUAUCCAAAUCUUCUGACCCCUCUGACUCUGAUGUCGAGAUGAAAUACAGCCUGCAGAGAGCAGACUCUAGAGGCGAGGAAUCCUAUCUCUCAUCUGGUAGUGAGAAGAAUGGGUUAACAAUCGAGUCAGAGACUGAGAGGUCCCAGCAAGCGCUGGAUAAGCCCAGGACGAGUCUGAAGCGUUGCAAGAAGGACGACACAGUUGAGAGAGAAUGGUUGCCAUCUCCGAGCACAGCAGAGACGAUUCAGGGCAUGCUCUCAAUGGCAGCCCUGCAAUACUCAGACCUUCGCAACAACCGAAGAAAGAAUAGUGACAGCAUGGACAAACGAAACCUUCCAAGGUCACACCAAGACAUGAGAGCUAAUCGGAGGGAGGAAAGAGAACACAGCCCACGCUCUAGGGCAGCAGAAUGUGUUGGGCCUGUGAAACAGGAAGCCGCUGAGAGCAGUAGUGAAUCGGUGAAUCAUGAAGCGAAAAGCUUACUGAGAACAGCAGCCAAAUUCUCUGAAGAGGUAUGGAAGGAACGAAAACACCUCAGAAGAGAAGCAUCAGUGAGGCAAACUAUUCAGGAAAACAAGAAUUUGAUGGGAGAACGCGUUGACAAUGAGGGUCAGAUUCCCAUAGAUUCUCUGAGUGUAGUGUACAGGUCAUCAGCUGAUCAUGUCUGGGGAGACUGUGAGAUUCAUAACAGCGAGAGUCUGGAUCACAUCGAUUCUGUUAUGCCAACGUCGCCAUCCAUGCAUCCAUCCAGCAAAAGAACCCUGUCCAAUCCACCCCCUGUGAGCAAUCAGGCAACAAAAGGUAAGCGUCCAAAGAAAGGGAUGGCGACUGCAAAACAGCGACUGGGAAAGAUUCUGAAGUUGAACAGAAGUGGCCGCCUCUUCCUUUAGAAUAAUGGUAUUCCAGACCAGCAGUGGUCCAAAGAGGGUCGUGGUCCGACUGCACGUAUGGCCACCUUUCGGGUGAACUGUGCCUCAGGAACAAUUCCCCAGAUGAACACUGUUGAAGCACAGACAAGCAAUAAUGGUGGAGCUGGACUUUUGGGGGGAGUGAGGAGAAAGAAAGAAAGAAAGAGAGAGAGAGAGAGAGUUGGGGGGAGGUACUGAUAUUAUGGAACUUUUACCAAUGUUCAGGGCUUGCAAACAUUUUUUUAGAGAGUAGUAUUCUGACUUCCUGUUGUCAUGUAAUUUAUUUCUUACAGAUUAUUUGAUGCAUUUUGACAGCUUUGAAUGAUUUUUUUAAAGAUAACUAUUUAUUGAGGGAUUUGUCUGAUUAACUUCAACUGAAUAACAAGUUAGAUAUAAAACAUUCAACCAUGUA
Rhincodon typus (whale shark) is the source of this 3205-nucleotide messenger RNA. RefSeq names its product lysine-specific demethylase 7B. Bases 1 to 2775 code for a protein of 924 amino acids. Gene Ontology annotation, biological process: regulation of transcription by RNA polymerase II; protein demethylation. NCBI's taxonomy places the organism in Eukaryota, Metazoa, Chordata, Chondrichthyes, Orectolobiformes, Rhincodontidae. The record is from RefSeq and is a predicted model, not a curated record. Gene Ontology annotation, molecular function: transcription coregulator activity; histone demethylase activity. The transcript is spliced from 20 exons.